GAGAGCCGAGCGGCGGCGGCGGCGGCGGCGGCGGCUCGGAGGCGCGGGCAGCCGGUGAGGGGGACUCUGAUCGCGGCGACGGGUCGGGGCUGAGCGGACGGCGGCGGCGGCAGCGGCGCCCCGAGCGGUUGGCUCAGCAUGUCGGUCAGCGUCCACGAGACCCGCAAGUCGCGGAGUAGCACGGGCUCCAUGAACAUCACGCUCUUCCACAAGGCGUCGCACCCCGACUGCGUGCUGGCCCACCUCAACACGCUGCGCAAGCACCGCAUGUUCACCGACGUCACGCUCUGGGCCGGCGACCGCGCCUUCCCCUGCCACCGCGCCGUGCUGGCCGCCUCCAGCCGCUACUUCGAGGCCAUGUUCAGCCACGGGCUGCGGGAGAGCCGCGACGACACGGUCAACUUCCAGGACAACCUGCACCCCGAGGUGCUGGAGCUGCUGCUGGACUUCGCCUACUCGUCGCGCAUCGUCCUCAACGAGGAGAACGCCGAGUCGCUGCUGGAGGCGGGCGACAUGCUGCAGUUCCACGACGUGCGGGACGCGGCCGCCGAGUUCCUGGAGAAGAACCUCUUCCCCUCCAACUGCCUGGGCAUGAUGCUGCUGUCGGACGCCCACCAGUGCCGCCGGCUGCACGAGCUCGCCUGGCGCAUGUGCCUGGCGCACUUCGAGACGGUGCGGCAGAGCGAGGACUUCAACAGCCUCUCCAAGGACAAGCUGCUGGACCUCAUCUCCAGCGACGAGCUGGAGGCGGAGGACGAGCGGGCGGUGCUGGAGGCCGUCCUGCGGUGGGUGCGGCACGACCUCGAGGGGCGCCGCGCCCACCUGCCCGAGCUGCUGCGGGGCGUGCGGCUGGCCCUGCUGCCCUCCGACUGCCUGGAGGAGGCCGUGGCCCGCGAGGCCCCGCUCCUGGCGGGCGAGCGCACCAAGGGCAUGUUCGACGAGGCGCUGCGCUGCAAGGCCAGGAUCCUGCAGAACGACGGCGUGGUCACCAGCCCCUGCGCCCGGCCGCGCAAGGCGGGCCACACGCUGCUCAUCCUGGGCGGCCAGACCUUCAUGUGCGACAAGGUGUACCAGGUGGACCACAAGGCCAAGGAGAUCAUCCCCAAGGCCGACCUGCCCAGCCCCCGGAAGGAGUUCAGCGCCUCGGCCAUCGGCUGCAAGGUCUACGUGACGGGGGGCCGGGGCUCCGAGAACGGGGUGUCCAAGGACGUGUGGGUGUACGACACCGUCCACGAAGAGUGGUCCAAGGCGGCCCCCAUGCUGAUCGCCCGCUUCGGCCACGGCUCGGCCGAGCUGGAGAACUGCCUCUACGUGGUGGGCGGACACACGUCGCUGGCGGGCGUCUUCCCCGCCUCCCCGUCCGUCUCCCUGAAGCAGGUGGAGAAGUACGACCCCGGGGCCAACAAGUGGAGCAUGGUGGCCCCGCUGAGGGACGGCGUGAGCAACGCGGCGGUGGUGAGCGCCAAGCUGAAGCUCUUCGUGUUCGGGGGGACCAGCAUCCACCGGGACAUGGUGUCCAAAGUCCAGUGCUACGACCCCGCCGAGAACCGGUGGACGAUCAAGGCGGAGUGCCCCCAGCCCUGGCGGUACACGGCGGCGGCCGUGCUGGGCAGCCAGAUCUUCAUCAUGGGCGGCGACACGGAGUUCACGGCCGCCUCCGCCUACCGCUUCGACUGCGAGACCAACCAGUGGACGCGGAUCGGGGACAUGACGGCCAAGCGCAUGUCCUGCCACGCCCUGGCCUCGGGCAACAAGCUCUACGUGGUGGGCGGCUACUUCGGGACCCAGCGGUGUAAGACCCUGGACUGCUACGACCCCACGGCGGACACGUGGAGCUGCGUCACCACCGUGCCCUACUCGCUCAUCCCCACGGCCUUCGUCAGCACCUGGAAGCACCUGCCUGCCUGAGGGCCCUGCGAGCCAGGCUCUGCGUGUCUCCCCACAUCACGGCUGCAGCCGUCACAGGGACCCCGUCUCUGUCGGCCACAGCAGGAAGCUCAGCGCUCCGAGCGGCCGCCCACCAGCUCUGGGAGCUGCUCUGAGUUUUAGACGAGAGAAGACGCCGUCUCCAGCCCGGGGUGUCUGCCUGAGGCUUUUCCCGCUCUGCAGUGGUUUUGGGGGACAGGAUCUCCCAGAGGGGCGUGCGCACACCCGGGCUCCCUCUGACUCCGGGAGGACGCAUUUGCAGGACUUUGAGGUCACCUGUUUCCGCAAGUCCUGGACGGGGCGGGGGCCAGGCACGGAAGAGCCCUGGAUGGGGGGCAGCACCGCCCGCAGACUGUGACUCACAUCCCUGUCCCUGCUGGGUGUCACCCACAGAGGGCGUCCCAGGUCUCGGGGAGACAGCCCAGCAGGACUGAGGGCAGGAGCUACCGAGGAGAGAACCGAGGACACGUUAUAUGAGGGCAGAAACCCGUGGGGUCACCUCAGUGACCUCCGCGAGGCCUCAUUGGCGAUGACCCCGGGCAGCUGGGUUAAAGACGAAACCUCCUGGCCCCUCCCCAGAGCUGGGCUUGCCCUUGGGACCUUGCCACCUCCCUCCCGGUCAGGCUGGCCGUGGCCCAUCACACAGCAGGACCCAGGACCUUGGGUACCACAUGCCGCUGGACAGGGGUGCCCCUCCUCAGAGCACAUCACAAGCACCAGCAAUGCCCCCGCCUCCUGAUGGGGACCCAGAGGGACCUCCCCCAGGCUGGACGCAUCUCAGUGCGGAGGUCAGCCACGAGGUCACCGCUCCGACCCCGCUGGCCCCUGGCACCCUGGCCUUCCAGCUGGUGACUGGGUCUGCCCCAUCUGCCCCCAGGCUCACAAAGCACGCUCCGUCCCAAGAGAACGGCCAGACAUCUGUUCGUUGUUUCUCACCUUCCAAGUGGCUGGUCCCUCCUCAGUGUAUCCCAGCCCAGCCCGCCCCUCCCGGCCCCUCCAUGCAGGCACCAGCCUUGGGGCUUCUCUUGGGGACUUGGACCUUGAAGUGGGGUUCACUCACUGAUGCGCCCCAGCUGCCACUCGGGAACGUCUGAGAGCAGAAGGUGCACCUCCAGUCUUCAGACUCUGCUGCUCCCUCUCGGCCCCCCUGCAGCCAGGGGGCCCCACCCCAGGAGAUGGCUCUGCUGGGAAGCUGGGGAGCCCUGGCCGCGGGGGGUCUCAGGGCCCUGCCCUGUCAGCGCUGAGCUGAGCUCAGCGCGUCUCACAGCACAAAGGACCUCGGGUGCUCUCCCUGGCGGGACCUCUCUCCGUUUCUAAGUUAAUAAAUGAAUUGAG
Eptesicus fuscus (big brown bat) is the source of this 3261-nucleotide messenger RNA. RefSeq names its product kelch like family member 25 (gene KLHL25). The transcript is spliced from 3 exons. Lineage: Eukaryota; Metazoa; Chordata; Mammalia; Chiroptera; Vespertilionidae. Gene Ontology annotation, molecular function: protein binding. Bases 139 to 1908 code for a protein of 589 amino acids. The record is from RefSeq and is a predicted model, not a curated record.